Molecule: messenger RNA, 1491 nt
Organism: Echinostoma caproni
Lineage: Eukaryota; Metazoa; Platyhelminthes; Trematoda; Plagiorchiida; Echinostomatidae
Source: the annotation of a GenBank genome assembly
GUUCUGAAAGCUGAUAAAAUUAGUAAUGAUUUUGCCGAAAAGUCACGCGGGUUCGUAUCAGAAAUUGAUCGGCUUGGCGUGCGGCGCUACUUGGAUAUUCAUAAGUCCUCAUCGUUGCUGUUGAGCGCUAAAGAGCGUGCUGAAAGUUUUGAUGCCCUGUGGUCGAAAAUCAUAAAAGAGGAAGUCGCGUCUACCCAGGAGAUUAUGAAGCAGCUAGGAUCGUGGCCUUCGAGGUUGGGCUAUGAGGGAAUCCUAACGGCCCAUGCUGAGCUGGGGGAUCGUGUGUCACUGAUACAAACUCUAAAUGAGGCGUGUGAUACCCUGACUCACUGGUCUAACGUCACCGACAAGGUUAGACAGAAUCUGCCAUUCUCCAAUGUGUUCCUGGUGCAACUGUAUACCAAGCUCCACUGUGCGGAGGCGGUUCCGGGUGAGCCAUGUAUGGAGCUUUUAUCUCGACUCCCGCUGACAUUAGAACCGAUCAGCCAAUCGCGUGCAAGAGACGGGAUCAAGCGUCUUCUGGUUUUUGGUCGUGCAGAGGCCGCGUCCGAAUUAUUCAAACGCAUAGAUCCCGAAUCGGCCGAUGAUGCAUUUUUGACUUCUUUGGCUCGAUAUGCAACCGUUGGGGGUUUAGACUCAGAGGCCAUCAGUCGACUUUGGCGCCUGGCUGAUGCAUCAGGCGCGCGCUUAAACAUGCUCAGGCGCAUCAAUUCAAACGAAUUCCGUCGCCACAAUACAAAGGUGUCCGAUAUGUUCGUUCGACUACAGGAGUCAUUCUCCAAAAAGGAUGUGGAAGGGAUUUUCCAAGCUAUUGAAUCUAAGAGGACUGAAGCAUCAGCCACAAUAUACAAUCACGCGAUUCCUCAGCUACUGGCUCUUGGUUUGAAGCCAACGGAAAUCCUUGAACGGAUAAAACCGGAAUCUGUCCGUCCCGCGGCCGCUUUCGGUUGCCUUUUGGGAACCCUUGCACCACUCCCGAAAGAAGGGGAUAAAGUGCCCGUGGUGGAUCUCAAAGCUGCAGACGCUUUGCUUCAAUCAUUAAAAAAUCAAAAUUUACUUCCUUAUACCGACUUUGUAUCUAUAUCACCGUUUGUUUGUCGAAGAUUGCUUCAGUCAUCCAGUGAGAAUUCAACUGAAUCCCAAGCAGCUGCGGAAACAUUGGCGAGUAAAUUGACCGUGCUAUCUGGUGCUCUCAGUCAUAUGCAAACAAAGGCAGUAGUCACGCACAUGUUCGAGACGGCACUACGGUCCACUCAUACAAUGUCCAAUUCUUCACAUCUGUCCGAGAGUGACAAAAAUGCAUUAAAUACGCUUGUCGAUGCUUGCAUAAUUAAGGAAAAAUACGAAAAAUUGAAGUUACCAAAUUUUCCAUCUGAUAUUCUCCAGGACCGUCGAUUAUUUGACGGUCACAAUUUCGCUGCGGCUUAUUUUUUGUUACAAAUGGUUGAAGUUGUAACAGCUUGCGGUAUCACUCCUAUUGAGAUCCGUUAA